UCACACACUGCCGCCUGAGGAGCUGGAGCAAGGGUAGUCGGGCCCCAUCCUUCUCAGCGCUCCAACCCAAGGCAGAGCCUCUGCUCCAUGAGUUGGGGUCGGAUGGGAAGAAGGGCUCCCCAUUUGUUAACUGCUCGGGGAGGGUGAGAGCCCAGACAUCUUGACUGGGAACCCCCCGGCGAGGGCCGGAAAGUUCUGUGUUCUGGAGUGUAGGGUCCGGAGUUUCUGAGCAGAGAUCACCGCCUCUGGCUUUCUUACCGAAGAAUUUCUGUAGAUUUUUCUCAAGAGGUGUUUCUUCACUGGCUGUUUAACCUCUGGGGCCGUGUCCAGGCGCUUUGAAUAGUUGUUUGCCUUCGUUCUAAACAGUUUUCAUCCAUUUCCCUGGGGAUGAAUCAGCUGAGCUCUCCACGCAGCUAACUCUCUUUCCCGCAAGCUUAAAACUGUUUCGAGAAAAGUUAGGAAAUUUCCAAAAAAUUGCCAGAAACCGGUUUUUGGGAGCAGAUGAGAGCGUUAGCACGCUCCGGUGGCUACUUCUUGUCCUCGCACGUCGGCAAAUGCCCUGACCUCGAGAACCAGCACCACCCAGCCCGGGCUGCACGGAGGACCCAGCCAGUCACCGCGCUGUCAACAGGAAGCAGCGGCCGCAGCUUCUCGGGAGAGCAGCCGCCCGGCGGGGACUCCGGGGCCGGAUGGCGUCUCCCCGGGCUCCGGGAACGUCGCGGGCGCUGUCCCCCAACCGGGCAGUAAAAGAUCGAGUCUCCUGCUCUCGGUCCUCAGCCGCCCGGGGACUCAGGGUACACGGAGUUCCUGAGCGCCUGGGUGCUGAGGACACGCAGGGGGAUCCAGACUUGGUUCCUGGCCUCGUAGCCUCACAAUGCACUUAAGGGAGCCCGAGCGAAGUUACCUACGCAGAUAACUUGAGUCCACUUGCCACAGGAGGAAGCCAGCUGGGAGAACCACCAUUGCAAAGAUUUUGGAAAGACAUGAAGAAAGUCCUCAGAAAUGCUGUCUACAGCCCCAUGGCCUCCUGCUGACUGGUGCAGAGCUUUGCUCCUGUGGUUCCUUGACAUGACCCUGUGCAGGAUGUCUGCCGAGGUCAUCCAUCAGGUGGAAGAGGCGCUUGAUGAAGACGAGAAGGAGACACUGCUUUUCCUGUGCCGGGAUGUCACCGCAGACGCCGUGCCGCCGAAUGUCAGGGACCUUCUGGAUGUUUUAAGUGAGCAAGGCAAGCUGUCAGUGGUGGACUUGGCUGAGCUGCUCUACAGAGUGAGACGGUUCGACCUGCUCAAGCGGAUCCUGAAGAUGGACAAGGCAGCCGUGGAGGCCCACCUGCACGGGCACCCUCACCUUGUUUCCGACUACAGGGUGCUGAUGACGGAGAUCGGUGAAGAUUUGGAGAAAUCUGAUGUCUCUUCAUUGAUUUUCCUCAUGAGAGAUUAUAUGGGCAGAGGCAAGAUAGCCAAGGAUAAGAGUUUCUUGGAUCUUGUGAUUGAGUUGGAGAAACUAAAUCUGGUUGCUCCAGAUCAACUGGAUUUAUUGGAAAAAUGCCUAAAGAACAUCCACAGAAUAGACCUGAAGACAAAAAUCCAAAAGUACAAGCAGGCAGCUCAGGGAGUGGAAAGAAAUUAUACGAAUGGUUUCCAAGCAUCUCUUCCAAACUUGAAUCUCAAAGAUCCUUCAUAUAACUUACUGUUCCAGAAUGGGAGAAAUAAAGACCAACGACUUGUGGAACGACUUGGCAUUCCAAGAGCCGUGAAGACGUCCAUCCAGGAAUCGGCAGCCUUCAUGCCUCAGCACCCACCAGAAGAGAGAUACAGGAUGCAGAGCAAGCCCCUGGGGAUCUGCCUGAUCAUUGAUUGCACUGGCAACAACGUAGAGGCUCUUCAAAACACCUUCGCUUCCCUGGGCUAUGAAGUCCAGCCCUGCUCGGCUCGCCGUGUGGAUGACGUAAUCCGGACUCUUGGCCAAGUAGCCUGCAUGCCCCAGCACCGAGACUAUGACAGCUUUGUGUGUGUCCUGGUGAGCCGAGGAUGCUCCCAGAGCGAGUUCGGAGUGGACGAGCAUCACUCGGGGUUCCCUUUGCAUGGCAUCAGGAGGAUGUUCACGGGGGACUCAUGCCCUUCUCUCAUAGGGAAGCCAAAGCUCUUUUUCAUUCAGAACUAUGUGGUGUCAGAGGGCUGGCGGGAAGACAGCAGCCUCCUGGAGGUGGACGGGCCGGCAGUGAACACGGCGGAAGCCAAGGUCCCGCAGCCGAGACCCUCCCUGGUUCACCGGGAAGCUGACUUCUUCUGGAGCCUGUGUACCGCGGACGUGUCCCUGCUGGCUCGGGCCCCCAGCUCACGGUCCAUGUACCUGCAGUUCCUCUCCCAGAAACUGGGCCGAGAAAGGAAUCGCCCACUCCUGGAUCUCCACGUUGAACUCAACAGCAAAGUGUAUGAUUGGAACAGUCGCGCUCCUGCUAAGGAGAAGUACCAUGUCUGGCUGCAGCACACUCUGAGAAAGCAGCUCAUUCUUUCUCACCAAUGAAAAGCCAAAAGCUGUUCUUAGUUCCAUGUCCGAGAGAGCGAGAGCGAGAGCGAGAGCGAGAGAGAGAGAGAGAGAGAGAGAUCUUUCAUCCACUGGUUCACUCCCCAGAUGGCUGCAACAGCUGGUGCUGCACCAAUCCGAAGCCAGGAGUGAGGAGCUUCUUCCCGGUCUCCCAUGUGGGUGUAGGGCCCAAGCACUUGGGCCAUCCUAUACUGCUUUCCCAGGCUAUAGCAGAGAGCUGAAUUGGAAGUGGAGCAGCUGGGACUCAAACUGGCGCCUAUAUGGGAUGUUGGCACUGUAGGCGAUAGCUUAACGUGCUACACCUCAGCACCCACCCAAUAUAUUAUAUAUUUUUAAAAUUGGCUUUGAUGGAUGUGCAUCUGUGUGCAUUUAUGUAUGUUUUGCCACAGUUGUGUCACUGAGGGUUAAAAGAGUGGAAGGACAGUUUUCAGACUCCAUGACCAGUUAUUCCUACUUGAAAAGUUUUUUUGCUGUUGUUGUUUUAAUGUAGGAAGGACCCUUGAGAGUUUCUUUACCUGUAGCCUGGGGACAUGAGUAGGAAGUAAUGUGUAGCCUACAGACAUCAGUAGGAAGCCACUAUAUUUAUUUAUAUUAUGUUGUACUUUGAUGUUUAUAUAAAUUGCCAAGAAAAUAUAAAUAAAACUUGAUAAAUUUCACAGAUUAAACUUUUGUUUGUAAAUAUAAAUGGAAAUGUAAUGAUAUACUUUAUUCAUUCAUUCAAAAGCACAAGGCUAGUAUAUUGGAUUUUCUUAAAGGUCUUAAACACAUUGCAUAUAGAUGAAUGCAUUUUUCCAAUAAUUACCUAAUGAUCAAUACAUUUGGUUACCAAAGUAAGUGUAUACUGUGUUUGGCUUUAUUUCUUAAUUUGCUUUAUAGUCCUAUUCUUUUGCAGGUUUACAUUUCAAAUUCUCUGAGGUUAUGGCAGGCAGGAGUUGAUAGUCUAUAAACCAGAGAUUAAGAUACAAAAUGUGAUUGAAUGUGUUCUACAAGUUGGCUUGGCUGAGUCCAUCAUCUGGUUAGAUGAGCAGCUAGAUUGUAUCCAUUACCUUGGGAGCUACCAACUGCUGAAAUUAUCCACUUUGACCCAUCAGAUAUGCUUGAUUUUUUUCCUGAUCUCAUUCCUCUCAUGUAUUUUUAAAAAGAUCUUAUUGCAUAUAUUUGAGGUUUGCAACGUGGUGGUGUGAGAUACACAGAUAGUAUCUGUAUAGUAUCUGCUCCAGUGGGGAAGCACAUCACAUUUCUAUGCUCUCAUAUCAUUAAUUCCUUGUGACAAGGACACCUGAAUUCUAUAUAACAAGAAUCCCUAAUCCCAUACAAUUUUAUUAACCUUAGUCCCCCUGUUAUACUUUAGACCUUUAAACUUGUUCACUUUAUUUGUAUGUAUUCUUAUCAGAGUCUAACCUCUAUACUUAAAAAUAAAAAGUAAUCAUAUGGUCUUUUGUAUUAUCUGAGCCUUGAAUUCUGAAAAUCUUUCACAUUAAUGUGCACCUUCUUGGCUCUGGAUGAUUAACUCUUUUAUCAUUCAAAGUAUACAAGUAAUGGAAGAUGUAGCACAACACAAAGAUCUAUUUUUAAUGUUUGUUUAAUCUCAUUAACCAGGAAGUCCAGUGGUAGGGGGUAGUUGCUUUGUUGGUUGAUUUAUUGGCUCGGGGCUGGCGCCGUGGCUCAGUUGGUUAAUCCUCUGCCUGUGGCGCCGGCAUCCCAUAUGUGCACCAGGUUCUAGUCCCGGUUGCUCCUUUUCCAGUCCAGCUCUCUGCUGUGGCCCGGGAAGGCAGUGGAGGAUGGCCCAAGUGCUUGGGUGCCUGCACUCGCGUGGGAGACCAAGAGGAAGCACCUGGUUCCUGGCUUCGGAUCGGCAUGGUUCCGGCCAUGGUGGCCAUUUAGGGGGUGAACCAAUGGAGGGAGGACCUUUCUCUCUGUCUCUCUCUCUCACUGUCUAUCUGUCAAAAAAAAAAAAAAUUAUUGGCUCCAAUGAUGUCAUCAAGGACUUGAUCUUUUUCACCUUUUCUCUCUGCAACCACAUCAUCUUGGCCUUGGUUUUCAGAUUUGUCAUCUAAUGGCUUCAAGAUGGUUAUGGGUCCAAGUAUGACAUCCAAAUGUCAGAAGAGAAAGCAUGUCUUCCUUCUGUCUCAAGUUUAAAGGAAAAUUUCCCCAGAAGUGCUCCUUCCCUUCACCUCUCAUUGGCUACAGUCGCAAGAUGUGUCCAUCCUUAAACCAGUCACGGCAGGGGCUGUGGCGUGGUUGUGCUUGGCUUAUAUCAACACAGAUUCAGUUCCUUGGAACUGAGUAGAGAUUCUGCCUCCCUGAGGUGCAAUGGUCUUCACAAGCUGGGGUCCUGUGGGGAAGUUUGAAAAAGUGGGGCAUGGCACCUGCUGUAGGGUAGCAACCAUAGUCAUCCCAGAAGGGUGAGAACACCAUAACAUUGUUUAAACUGAAGCACACAACGAUUUUUCCAACUUGCAGAGGAGAUCAGCAGUAACACCAGGUGCAGCAUGUGAACAACCAGUCUGAUGAACUGAUGUUCUUCAGAAAUUAGAGCAAAUGUUCGGAAUGUGCAGCAUGCAUUCCAGGGAAGGCAUCCUACACCUCUCCCUGCUGUUUGUGAAGGUCAUUGUCCUACCUUUCCAGCCCCGUCCUCUCCCUGCUGUGGCCCAUGGUCCAUACCAUGUCUUAUCCCAUCUGCCUGGCGUGGGGAAAAUUUAGAGCAUGGCAAAUCAGCAUCUUUGUUGCCUUUCCUUCCCUCUUUUUACACAAUCAUUUUUAAAAAUUAUGUUGUAUUGUCUAUUUCUUUACUUCUUCUUUUUUGAUGUUGGAUUCUGUUGUUUAUUACCAUCAAGCAUCAGUCAGUCCCCCAAUCCCAAUGAGAAGAGUACUACUUGUAAUUACUACUUGUAAUUCUUUGUGAUUUUUGCUCACUAGCAUGUGGUAUGGUGUGGAGGGAAGAGAGGUGGUGGUUUCAAGCUUAGGCUGACCGUGCCUCCCUUGCCUACCUCACAGAAUUGUUCUGAGGCUGAAGUGAGAGAUUCUUUAUGACUACGUCUUGCUAAGACCAUGCCAUUAGCUCACAUUCUGGAGGGGCUGAUUUGGAAGGGUGGAAUCAAACAUGGCAUUGCAGAUAGGAUUUGGGUAUGUUGAGAUGGAAUAGAGAAUGUGUUGUGGGCGAGAAAACAAGUCAACUGAGGGACAAACAGUAAUACAGGGCAAGCUGAAGAAACCUUGGAUGUAACUUAGCACGUGUGAGGAGGUGUGAGUAGGAAGGUAUGAGUUGCAGGCUGAGAGAUGGCUGGAGUCAGAGGGUGGAGUGCCCUGAAGGUCCCCAUCUUUUAACUUUAGCCCAUCUUCAUGUAAGUUAUUUUUCUUAUUUUAAUAAUAGAAUCUUUGAUUCUUUCUUUGCUUCUUAAAAAUGCAUUCAUUUAUUUGAUGGGUAGAAAGAGAGAGAGAGAGAGAGAGAGAGAGAGAACUCUCAUCUACUGGUUCACUGCCCAAAUGCUCACAAUGGACAAGGCUGGACUGGGUCAGAGCCAGGAGGUGGGGAAGCCAGGAGCUCAGUCCAGGUCUCCCACGUGGGUGACAGUGACCCAACUAUUUGAAUCAUUAGCUCUGCAUUCCAGGGUCCCCAUUAGCAGGAAAGCCAGAAUCAGGAGCCAGAACCAGCAGUCAAACCCAGGCCUUCCAAUGUGGGACACAGGUGUGCUAGCUGGUGUCCUAACUGUCAGGCCAAAUGCCUCCCUCCUUCUCUGGAACUUUCUCUGGAGCUUUUGUACAUGAGCACUUGAUGAUUAAAUGCUUUUCUUACUUUUCACUGGGUAUAGUUUUUAAUUAAAUAUUUGAGAUAAACUUAGAAUUAUAUAUAGAUAAAAGAAUGAGUAAUCCAGAUUAAAUAAAAUGUUCUUUUAAAUAUAUAUUAUAUAUAUAUAUAUAUAUAUGAAUCAUAUCAUUUUAAGAGGCAGUACUCCUAAAUAGUCAUGUAAAAGAGAUGAGGGGGUGAAACUAUUUCAAACAUCACAGUAGCCCUGCCCAAUAACUAGGCAAAUGUUCAGAUGAAAGAUUUCACUAGCUGAAGUUUUAUGUAGGUGUCAAAAUUUUAUAUCCAUACAUAAACAUUAUAUAUACACAUAAAGUUUAUAUAGUAUAUAUAAAAUAAAAUGUUAUCUAAAAUGAGAACUUAUAUCAAUUGAGCUGUUUUCAGCUCAUUUUACGUGAGCUAUUUCAUGUAAUCCUCAAACCAGGUUUACGAGGUAGGUGUUAUUGUCCUCGUUGUAUUAGAUGAAGAAAAUGAGGCAAAGUGAUAUUGAGUAGCUUACAUGCGGUCACCUUGCACCAGUAUGUGAACUCAAGCUGUACAGAGUCGCUUCACUACACUUCGAAUCACAAUAACCAGUCCUUGGGGUGACUUCUACAAAGAAUGUUACAGCACAGGAGAUGCUCAUACAAUAAUCUUCCCAGGACAAGCACCAAAUAUCAUAUCCAGUACGUUUAUAGUAACUAUCCCUAAAAUAAAAACGAAAAAUUCCUUUCCUAGGUAAACAAAGUCUAUAAGGCUGGCAGAAGUGUAAUGGCUGUUUUUGCUUUUCUUUUCCAAAUUCUCGUCUCUGUAUUUGAGGAUACUGCUGCCUAUACCAAAGCCAAGCUCCUUCCAUUUGAGUCUGAGUGUUGGGGGCUCAUUGCCAAUGAAGCCACCUCUCUGUUCUUAGAUUCCAGUUCAUUCUAGCUCUAAUUUUCUCCAUGAAUUGGCCUUGGUGGGGGUCUUGUGAACAUUUCUUGUCUGCAGCGUUUGCAAUGGAGCCUUUUCUCUUCUCAGACUCAAGCAGCAAUUUUUCAGGAUUAAGCACGUUUCUUGUGCCACCAAGAGGUCAGACUUUAAGGUCAGCCUUGUCAAAUUGGCUCACUUUCCCUACUAGCCACUCUUCCUAGUUCUCUCUAGUCACAGAAACCCUGGCCACACUGUAGGGAUAGCUGCGUGGUGAGUAGGAAGAAGCUUUGUUGGAUGAUGGUGUGAAGGCAGCACACCUGCCUCUGGACUUCUACAGGAGAGAACAACAGUGGGGGGUUAUAUUUCUCUUAACCUAACUAGUCCAACUGAUAUUGUUGUUUGGUUAGAAUGUAUAAAAUAUGUGUGCAUGUUGUAAAUUUGAAAGAAAAAUUUGUCUAGGGGCUGCCAUUGUGGUGCAAUGUGUUAAACCUCUACUUGCAAUGAGUGCCGGUUGUGGCCAUUUGGGGAGUGAACCAGUGGAUGGAAGAUCUCUCUCUCUUUCUCAUUCAACUCUUCUUUUUAAAUAAAUAAAUCUUUUUAAAAAUCUAGCAGAUUAUAUUUAUUUUCCAAUUAUUUUUAAAUGUGUGUGCACUUAAAAUCUGAGGUAACCUAAGUAUUUAGCAUGCAUGAUAACAUUUUUAUCUUUUUAUGGGCUAGAGAUGAUCAAUUAAGACAUUAUAGUGAAGUUUAAAAUGUGUCCGCAGAGAAGUGUGACUGACAGGAAACUGUCAUUCUAAUGGAACCACUCAAUUAUAGAUCAGCUUUUGGACUGGGUUUGUGGUGAUGGCCGGUUCACAGUGAACAGGAGUUUGAAAGAUAAAUACAUCAAGUUGAGAAUGAAGAAGUUACAUGAACCAUGCACAUGUGUUUAGUAUGGUCAAGAUGACACAAGAGGGACCAGUGCUUUUCCGUCCACAAGGCCUUGUUUCCCAAGCUGGUCCUCGCUUGCUUGCUGCAGCCCCCGUAGAGAAAUGCAGGACUUCCAACAAGGCCAUUGAUGAAACGACUCAUCUUCCAGCCAGGAAACCACAGGGUCUCCUCUAUUCCCUGGGACACUUUCUCUUCUUCCCUUUUUGGACUACUCCAAAGCUACAGGGCCUCGAGGCAUUUUAUUUAUCCAAUCAUCAGUUGAUGGACAUAUAGGUUGAUUCCAUAUUUUUGCUGUCAGGAAUUGAGCUGCCAUAAGCAUGGGGGUGUGGUUAUGUCUUUAUAUGCUGACUUUGUUUCCUUUGGAUAUAUUCCUAGGGGUGGGAUAGCUGGGUCAUAUGGUAGAUCUAUUUUUAGUUUUCUAAGGAACCACCAUAUUGUUUUUCCAUAAUGGUUAUACCAAUUUGCAUUCCAUCAAUAGUGUAUUAGGAUACUUUCCUCUCUACAACGUUGCCAACAUUUGUUAAUUUUUGAUUUUUUGGGUAAUAGCCAUUCUAACUAGAGUGAGGUGAUUGAUACCUGGUUGUGGUUUUCAUUUGCAUUUCCCUGGUGGCUAGUGAUCAUGAGCACUUUUUCAUGUGUCUGUUGGCCAUUUAUAUUUCUUCCUUUGAAAAACGUCCAUAUCCUUUGACCAUUUCUUAACUGGAUUGUUUGUUUUGUUGUUGUUGAAUUUCUUGAGCUCCUUAUAUGGUCUGGAUAUUAAUUCUUUAUCAAAUACAUAGUAUGCAAUAUUUUUUCCCAUUCUGUCCAUUGUAAGUUGUUAACACAUUUGAAUAAAUCCCUGACACAGCAGUUGCCUUUGUUUAACUUUGUAAGAAACCCCAAGAUUGUAUUUCUAAGUGGCUGUCCUACUUUUCAGAGUUCCUGUGGCUCCACAUCCUUGUCAGCAUUUGGUAUUGUCAGUGUUGAAGAUUUUACUGUUUUAUUUUGUAAUGCCCUGGUGGCAUUUGAUGAUGAGCGUUUUUUCCUAUGCUUAUUUGCUUUCUGUCUUCUUUGUUGCAAUGUCUAUUCAAAUACUUGUUCAGCAGCCUUUGCUGAAAAUGCUAUCUUCUUUAUUGGAUAGCCUUUGCUCCUUUUUCAAAACUUAGUUGAUUGUAUUUGUGUGGGUCUAUUCCUGCUCUAUAUUGUGUUCUACUUCAAUUAUUCUUCUCAUCAUACCAUGUGAUCUUCAUUAUAACAUUUUUUAAAAAAAUUAUUUAUUUAUUUGAAAAACAGAGCUACAGAGAGAGAGAAAGAGGGAGAGAGAGAGAUAUCUUCCAUCUGCUGGUUCACUCCCCAAAUGGCCACAGUGGCCAGGGCUGGGCCAGGUUGAAGCGAGGAGCCAGGAGCUUCAUCUAGUUCUUGGGCAUGUGUGGCAGGGGCCCAGACACUUGGGCCAUCUUUUGCUGUUUUUCCCAGGCACAUUAGCAGGGAGCUCAAUCAGAAGUGGAACAACCGGGUUUCAAACUGGCACCCAUAUGGGAUGAGGGCCCUGCAGGCCACAGCUUAACCUGCUGCACCUCAAUGCUCACCAGCCCCAUUCACUGUAAGUUUAUAUGAUGUAAAUAAUGUUGAGAGAAUAUAAGAUUUUAUAUUGAUUCACUUUAC
Molecule: messenger RNA, 9814 nt
Organism: Lepus europaeus (European hare)
Lineage: Eukaryota; Metazoa; Chordata; Mammalia; Lagomorpha; Leporidae
Gene: CFLAR
Product: CASP8 and FADD like apoptosis regulator
Exons: 12
Coding region: 1003-2526 (507 amino acids)
Biological process (GO): proteolysis; negative regulation of extrinsic apoptotic signaling pathway via death domain receptors
Molecular function (GO): protein binding; cysteine-type endopeptidase activity
Source: RefSeq, a predicted model, not a curated record